Molecule: messenger RNA, 1243 nt
Organism: Homalodisca vitripennis (glassy-winged sharpshooter)
Lineage: Eukaryota; Metazoa; Arthropoda; Insecta; Hemiptera; Cicadellidae
Exons: 5
Coding region: 130-840 (236 amino acids)
Source: RefSeq, a predicted model, not a curated record
CCAAACGUAAACAUGCUUUUGCUCUAAAUUACAAGUAAGUAACAAAUUAUAGUGGAAAAACACAUUCUAUUAGAUCAAUUAACUGUCUCGUUAAUUACAUUAAGUAAAUUUGGAUUAAUAGUACAUAAUAUGAAGGAUAUUACAGAUAAAAAUCUAAAUCAAAUUCCGGAAGACGCUUCACAAGGCAAUAUUCCAAAUCCAGAUACAUUCCAAAAUAACGGUAACAGAGACACAACCUAUGCUAAGACCAUGUUAAAGGAACUGCUGAGAUUUGACGUUCAUCAUCGAACUGAAAAGGACUUACAGGAACACGUUUCUCGACUUCGCUGUUUGGUUAGAAAGGUGGUUCUAUUGCUGCUGGAGAAAAGUUCUCUCUGCAAAAAUCUGGAGGAACAAAGAACAGUACUUACUCUGCAGUGCACCUCACUGAAGAAUCUAGUAGCUGUCACGAAGGACCUGUUGACUUUGAGAAACACUGAAGUCGAGCAACUCCAUAAAAAUAUAAAAAUUAUGGAGGAAAGAAUUAAUUUGGAAAACGUUAAACAACAAAACAUUCUUAAUACUUUGUCUGAGUCUGCAAGGUUGAAUGAAGACAUUAAGGCCCAAUACCAUUGUCAAAUAGAGAUGUUCAACGACCUGCGAGCUAGGUACAAGGAGAAGGUGGCGCUCCUGGUGGCCGAGAACACGCAACUGUCAGGGUUGUUGGCGGAGCAGAACACUAAUAUGGUAGGAGAUGGAAGGGAGGGGAGACAUUGUGACAGUCCUGAAGAAACAAGAGAAAGUAAGUUGUCUGAUGUAUUCGGGUCAAAUGUGAACCACACGAGAUAUCUACUGAUCUAGCAAAUCACUUAAGUGAUAGAAAAUCGUUAUGUAAGAUUCUGACCAAUGAAGACGAAAAUAUAGUACCGAAAGAUCCGAGUAUUGAUAAGCGCUCUAAAUCAUGUCCUUAUGAUGUCACCGAUAAAGUAACGGAGAAACAAAAAGGGGUACGGAGAGGGAGAAGUACAAGUAGGAGUUAUAAUGACACCCGAAGGAGUUAACGAAGAGAAUAUCGCCACAUCAGGACCAGAGAUCAUUCAAUCUCAGGAACUCACAGAAAAUGUUAUGGACAAGGAAAUAGCAGAACACACAGGACAGGGGGAGGGGGGAGACGUCUUGUCUUACACCUGAUAUAUGACAUGUUUACACUCUUAUUAUUACACACUUUGUUUUAUUAAAAAUAGAUGUCUUUUAUCACCUAUUA